Molecule: messenger RNA, 3060 nt
Organism: Ipomoea nil (Japanese morning glory)
Lineage: Eukaryota; Viridiplantae; Streptophyta; Magnoliopsida; Solanales; Convolvulaceae
Product: probable methyltransferase PMT27
Exons: 8
Coding region: 241-2889 (882 amino acids)
Cellular component (GO): endosome; trans-Golgi network; cytoplasm
Molecular function (GO): methyltransferase activity
Source: RefSeq, a predicted model, not a curated record
GUAGAAAACCGCGGGAAGAAAUAAGUAACGGAAUAACAGAAAGAAGAACAAAGUAGCAAACCGUUGUUAGUUAAAAACAAACAAAAAAGCAAGUUUCCUAAUUCCUAGUCCUAUUCUCGUGGAUCUUACAAUUCUUAUUUCCUACAUUACUUCUCUUCUGUCUUCUUCCACAGCCCAAUCCCAAAUCCCUUCCACCUCCAUUAACGCCAUUGCUCCAAGCUCGCUCGAUUACUCGCUAGCAUGGCCUUAGGAAAGGUCCGUGGCGGCGUCGGAAGAAGAGCGUCCACUACGUCCUACUCCUCCACUAUCACUCCCAUCGCCUUUGUAGCUUUGUGUCUCUUCGGUGUAUGGAUACUCUCUUCCUCCUCCUCCUCCGCCUCCACCGCGGUGGUUCCGCCGAAAACAACCGCCAGAGCCACCGCCUCGUCAGGUGGCGCCAGCUCGACCGCCACAGAUCCUAAUAAGGAGGCGUCGUCGUUCGAGGACCACCCGGGCGACCUCCCGGACGACGCCAUCAAGGCAACGGACCGCGAUAGCGACGACGUGAAGGAUCUUGAGACGGAAAACGACGACCGUCGGAACAAGGAGGCGGCGGCCGCGGCCGCCGCCGACCAAGAGACCGGCGAUUUGGAGAGUAGUAGUAUUAAGAAACCGGAAAUAGAAGACGUGGUGGCGGUGGUGGAGGAGAAGCAGAGCGGGAGAGCGAAAGGGGACGGCGCAGAGGAAUCCGAGCAAGAGAAACGGCAGAAAGAAGUGGAGACUCAAACGGCGGCCGUCGAGGAGAGCUCCAUCGCCGCGCAAAACACGGAAUCCGACCAAACAACAACACCAAAUGAUACCCAGCAGCCGGAAACUGACGAAAUUAAGGUUCAUGAUCCACAAACCGACAGCCAAGACACUUUAGACCCGACCAAAAACAUGAUCUCCGAUGAAGAUCAACAGAAAAGACUAGAACAGCAGCAGCAACAGGAAGACGAUCAAGUCCAGCCAAAAAGGCACCCGGAACACGAAUCUCAAGGCAUAACAAGCGAAGAUCAAAUCCAACACGAUGAGGCAACAGUAUCUGGAGACGAAGACACUCUCAAAACUCACCCUUCUUUCUCCUCCUCCUCCUCAACUGAUUCAAAUCAAGAAAAAGCUCAAAUUGAUUCAGUUCCAGCUAGGAAAACCUCGCCCCAGAUUCCAUCGGAGUCUAAGGAUUCAAAGAAGGCCUGGUCGACUCAAGCUGUUCAAUCUGUGAGCCAGAAAGAAAGGACAAAGACAACAGAUGAACAAGAAAACAAUAUUAUCCCAAGCCCGAAUUGGCAACUGUGCAAUGUGACGGCCGGUCAAGAUUACAUACCAUGUUUGGAUAAUGAGCCUGCCUUACACAAGCUAAGAACCAGGAGACAUUUCGAGCAUCGCGAACGCCAUUGCCCCGAGGAGCCUCCGACAUGUCUUGUCCAGCUACCAAAAGGGUACAAGAGACCAAUUGAAUGGCCUAAAAGCAGAGAGAAGAUAUGGUAUCACAAUGUGCCAAACACAUUAUUGGCAGAGGUGAAGGGGCACCAAAAUUGGGUGAAAGUUUCUGGAGAAUUCCUUGUUUUUCCAGGUGGUGGUACUCAGUUCAUCCAUGGAGCCUUACAUUACAUUGAUUUUCUCCAACAGGCAGUUCCUAAUAUUGCAUGGGGAAAACAUACCAGAGUAGUCUUGGAUGUUGGCUGUGGAGUUGCUAGCUUUGGUGGCUACCUAUUUGAUAGAGAUGUUCUGGCGAUGUCCUUUGCGCCUAAAGAUGAACACGAAGCUCAAAUUCAGUUCGCACUGGAAAGGGGAAUUCCUGCAAUAUCUGCUGUUAUGGGCACCCAAAGGCUGCCAUUCCCAAGCGGAGUCUUUGAUGUUGUGCAUUGUGCGCGCUGCAGAGUCCCUUGGCAAAUUCAAGGUGGAAAGCUUCUUCUGGAACUGAAUCGAGUUCUUCGCCCUGGAGGCUACUUUAUCUGGUCUGCAACUCCAGUGUACCAAAAACUCCCAGAAGAUGUGAAGAUUUGGAAAGCAAUGUCUGCUCUAACAGUGUCGAUGUGCUGGGAGCUUGUUGCCAUCAAGAAGGACAAACUAAACUCGAUUGGUGCAGCUAUCUAUCACAAACCAGUCUCGAACGAUUGCUACAAUCAAAGGAAAAGCAAAAAGCCUCCAAUGUGUAAAAAGAAUGAUGAUCCUAACGCUGCAUGGUAUGUACCUCUGCAAUCAUGCAUGCACAGAGUCCAAACAGACGAGACGCAGAGAGGAUCAAAGUGGCCUAAGGAAUGGCCGGAGAGACUUCAAACACCACCGUAUUGGCUAAACAGGUCUCAGGUGGGGAUAUAUGGAAAACCAGCUCCCGAGGACUUUGCAGCCGAUUAUGAGCACUGGAAACACGUCGUCAGCAGGUCGUACAUGAGCGGAUUGGGCAUUAACUGGUCCACUGUCAGAAACAUCAUGGACAUGAGAGCAGUUUAUGGGGGAUUUGCAGCGGCACUGAAGGACCUCAAAGUGUGGGUGAUGAAUGUGGUGAACAUAGACUCUCCAGACACGCUUCCAAUCAUCUAUGAGCGAGGCCUCUUUGGAAUGUACCAUGACUGGUGUGAAUCCUUCAGCACCUACCCAAGAUCAUACGAUCUCCUGCAUGCAGAUCAUCUCUUCUCGAGGCUGAAAACAAGGUGCAAGAUUACUGCUGUCGUGGCAGAGGUUGACAGAAUAGUUAGACCCGGGGGCAAAUUGAUCGUGCAAGACGACUCUGGAACGAUUAGGGAAGUAGAGGAGUUGCUCAAGUCGUUGCAUUGGGAGGUUCGGAUGACCUUCUACCAAAAACAAGAUGGAAUGCUUAGUGCUCAGAAAACCGAAUGGAGACCAGAAACAUAUACAGCUUCAACCUGAUUUAAACACAGAUUCGAGAUAAUCAUAGUAUUUUCGCGCUAUGGAGACAUCAGCUUCUUGGUAGAUUCAUUAGGGUUGUUACAGUGAGGUCAAUUACUGUCCUUUUGGUUACUUAUUACCUUACUGUAAACAAAGAUCUAUCCUGAUGAAAUGGCUAUUGGAGUUUUUACA